Messenger RNA from Nicrophorus vespilloides, 713 nucleotides. Its product is annotated as iron-sulfur cluster assembly 2 homolog, mitochondrial. Gene Ontology annotation, molecular function: 4 iron, 4 sulfur cluster binding; 2 iron, 2 sulfur cluster binding; iron ion binding. The transcript has 2 exons. Gene Ontology annotation, biological process: iron-sulfur cluster assembly. Lineage: Eukaryota; Metazoa; Arthropoda; Insecta; Coleoptera; Silphidae. The record is from RefSeq and is a predicted model, not a curated record. Gene Ontology annotation, cellular component: mitochondrion. Bases 77 to 505 code for a protein of 142 amino acids.
AUUUGAGUCGAUUUUUGUCAGCUGUUCUGUCAAAAAUAUCAAUAACAUUCGAUACCUUGUGUUUGGUCCAGCUGAGAUGAUUUUAUCUAGAAUUUUAACAAGGAAUAUAGUUGAGUUGACGAACGCUCGUAACCGGCUAUUCUCCAAAGCAGUAAUACAACCCCUAAAAGAUGUCAAAGCCGAACUUUUGAUCACGGAUAAAUGUGCAGAUAGAUUGAAAUCUGUAUCUGAUGGAGUAAGCUUCCUAAGGGUGACUGUUGAAGGAGGUGGAUGUUCUGGAUUCCAAUACAAAUUUGAUUUAGAUUCAGACAUCAAGGAGGAUGAUAAGAUCUUUGAGAAGGAUGGUGCUAAAGUUGUAAUUGAUGAGACAUCCUUGGAAUAUGUCAAAGGAGCUACAGUAGAUUACCAGGAAGAGUUGAUCAGAGCAGCUUUCAAGAUAGUCAAUAAUCCUCUAGCAGAACAGGGAUGCUCGUGUGGUGCUUCAUUUGCAGUACGAUUGGAUUGAAGGACUUUAUAAUUCCACUUUUUUUGUUCUAUUGGGUUGUGUUGCUGGACAACCAUAGUUUGAAUGUUAUUGUUUACCUUUUCCAAAAGGUGGCUGUAGAAUUAUUUAAUUUAAAUGAAUUACUCCUAGAAUGAAAGUACAAGUAGAACACAUUGUUAUAUUAUUUAUUUAACAUGAUUUGCUUAGAGAAUAAAUGGUAAAUCUAAAA